UCGUUCGAUCGAACUUAUUCCAACUCUAUUAGCAAUAGAAACGCAAUUCAACAAGUCAUCAACAUGUCAAGCGAAGGAGAGAAAACUUUUACGCGUGCGGAAGUCGCCAAACACAAUACCAACAAGGACACAUGGCUGCUCAUUCACAACAAUGUCUACGAUGUCUCGGCAUUCCUUAACGAGCAUCCCGGCGGCGAAGAGGUGCUCAUCGAACAGGCCGGCAAAGAUGCCACCGAAAACUUUGAGGAUGUGGGCCACAGCAACGAUGCCCGCGAAAUGAUGAAAAAGUACAAAAUUGGUGAGCUCGUUGCCAGCGAGCGCACGAAUGUUGCACAGAAAUCGGAACCCACCUGGAGCUCAGACACACAGAACGAGGAGAGCUCCGUUAAGUCAUGGAUAUUGCCCCUGGUGCUCUGUCUGGUUGCUACGCUCUUCUACAAGUUCUUUUUUGGCGGCGCCAAGCAACAGUAAAGACAAAGAUGUGUUGCCUCAACGCUGGACCGCUACUGCCUCCGAUUCUGACACAGAUCACACACACACACACACGGUCACACACAGACACACACACACGCACACACAGUCGCAUUCCCAUGCCAUGCCUUUAAUAUUGUUGUAGUGUGUUCUACGCUUGCGGGAGGCUUCUAGCCGGGCUAGUCGUUGCAGCUAGCGGGUUUUGUAGAGAGAAUUUGUGCUAAGUUUUGUUUUAAAA
Molecule: messenger RNA, 709 nt
Organism: Drosophila novamexicana
Lineage: Eukaryota; Metazoa; Arthropoda; Insecta; Diptera; Drosophilidae
Gene: Cyt-b5
Product: cytochrome b5
Exons: 2
Coding region: 64-471 (135 amino acids)
Cellular component (GO): intracellular membrane-bounded organelle; membrane
Molecular function (GO): heme binding
Source: RefSeq, a predicted model, not a curated record